Pieris macdunnoughi is the source of this 453-nucleotide messenger RNA. The record is from the annotation of a GenBank genome assembly. NCBI's taxonomy places the organism in Eukaryota, Metazoa, Arthropoda, Insecta, Lepidoptera, Pieridae.
AUGCCUAGUUACGAAAUGGCUAUGAUAAUACGGGCUAUGCCCAAAGUUGAACUUAAAAAUGCUCUUAUGAGAAUAUCUAACGGAAUAUUUGAUAGAGGUGGUAUUAUACGAAAAAUUGAAAACUUAGGAUAUCGACCACUGCCGUACAAAACAAGUGCUCAUGGCCUGGUGCAUAAAGAAGCAAAUUUUUUUGUUUUUAAAAUUGAUACCGCAACCACUGUGGUUUCUGAUUUGAAAGAAGAGUAUAGUCGGGAUGUAGAUGUAGUCAGACAACGUGUUUUCAAAGUAAAUGAGGAUUCGGAUCAUGUAUGUACUUUGGAAACGGAAUUAUUGCCGCCAGCAUAUCGCGAAGAAGUUCAGAAAAUGAUCAAAAUGGGAAAGUCACAAGUGAAUCGAUUUAGAUACAAAUUCUCUUAUAACUCAGGUUUGGAUUACUAUCCUUUCCAAAAGUAA